Molecule: messenger RNA, 1038 nt
Organism: Fraxinus pennsylvanica
Lineage: Eukaryota; Viridiplantae; Streptophyta; Magnoliopsida; Lamiales; Oleaceae
Source: the annotation of a GenBank genome assembly
AUGGACAGACCCCGGAAAUUGGGGGCAAAGUGGACAGGAAAAAGUAUUGUCCCAGAUGAGAAGAUAGAGACCUACGAGCUGGAUUAUGAGGGUAAACGAGACCGUUGGAAUGGUUAUGAUGCAGCUUCUUAUAAGCACGUAAUUGAAGGGUACGAAGCCAGUGAGGCUAGAAGGAAAUAUUUGAAGGAGCAACAGCUUAAGAAGUUGGAGGAGAAAAAUGGUAACCAAAAUGAAGAAGGUGGAGUUAGUGAUGAUGAAGGUAAUGAAGAUGAUCUGAAAGUUGAUGAAGCCAAGGUUGAUGAGAGCAAGCAGAUGGACUUCACAAAGGUUGAGAGGCGUCUACGCACUACAGGGGGUGGUGGCACAGGAACUGGAGAUAAUUGCAAAAGAGUGAGUGGUCAAGCAUUGGAAUUCAAACAGCUCAAAAUUCAUGCUUGGGAAGCAUUUGACAAAGGUCACGAUGUCCAUAUGCAAGCAGCUCCAUCAGAAGCUGAAUUGCUUUAUAAAAAUUUCAACAUCAAUAAGGAAAAAUUGAAGUUUCAACGUAAAGAGAGUCAUGGAGAAGUACGGAAGAAUCAUAAAAGGCCAGAUGUAGAUAUGCAUUCACACUUGCUUUUCUCUGAAUCUUUCAAAAAUCUUAGGCAGUUAUACAGGGAGAACCGAUGGAAUAAUGAAGGGGGUAAAAUUCUGACGGUAAGAAACAACUAUUGCAACGGUGCAGCUGGUAUCGAAGCUUCUGAAGCUGCAGCAGAUCUAAUGAAGGCUAAUAUAGCUUGCAAAGAGAUCACUGAAGCUACACUGGUUGAGGAGAAAAGGCUUGCUACUUGGGGUUCUGAAGUACCCGAUGUUUUAUUUUUGGACGAGAAAAAACUGGCAGAAGCACUUAAAAACAAGGAUGAUAGGAGGAGAGAAGAGAAGGAUGAAAGAAAACGCAAGUAUAAUGUCAAGUGGAACGAUGAGGUUACACCUGAGGAUAUGGAGGCAUACCGAAUGAAGAGGGUACACCAGGAUGAUCCAAUGAAGGACUUUCUUCAUUGA